AUGUGUAAAAAGGCGGUUGAAUCAUUUGCCACGAAAAAUGUCACACAAUGUGGGAAUAUCACAUGCUACAACAAAGCAAUAUGUUCUCAAGACGGAAAAGCGUGUCAAUGCAGUCGCGGUUAUAAGGGUCACAAUUGUCAAGACGAUUUCAAUGAAUGCGAAAAGGGAAGUCCAUGCUACCAUCGCGGCUUUUGUGAAAAUACAUUUGGCAGUUGGAAAUGUUACUGUUUAAAAGGCUGGGUGAAUGGUCCAUUGAACCACUGCGAAAUUAAAAAGACCAGCAAUGAUAGAAAAUGCAUCACAGGAUGGUUCGGAAAUUUAUGUGAAAACAAUUGUCAGAAUGAUUCUUCGUGCGGACAGAAUCAAGUAUGCGAAAAACAUGGCCGUGGGAAUAUUUGUGUGUGUAAAAAUGGGUUUGAAGAAAUCAAAUGUAACAAGGAAGUCACCAAUUGCAAUGGAAGUCACUGUAGAGGUUUAACUGAAUGCCAACACACCAAGCGUUUAUCCAUAUGUAUUUGUCCUGUCGGUCGUCAAGGUCAAUCCUGUUCUGAUGACGUAAAUGAAUGUCUUGAAAAUCCAUGCAAGAACUCUGGAGCAUGUAUAAAUACAAAUGGAUCGUACUCUUGUAACUGCACAAAAGGAUGGACGGGCAGCAAUUGUGAGGAAGAUGUUGAUGAAUGUUCAAGUCAGCCAUGUGACGCUUCCUUGGUUUGUCAUAAUAAACAUGGAUCGUUUUCUUGCGAUGUUCCCAAGAGGGUUGAUAUCUCUGGUAUAGGUACAGGAGAAAUAGUUGUGGCAAGUCUGGGUGGACUACUAUUAUUACUUCUUCUUAUCCUUUUGAUUAUCACAUUGAGAAAAAAAUGCAAAGACAAGCACGGAAAACGCAAAAAAGAAACUGCAGUUCUUCCUGAGAAACACAGAAAUGCGACAGGACAGUUUGGUGCCCCAAGAGCAGUGCGAGAGGGAUUCGUGUACCAGCACGACAAGCCUGUCAUAGGAAGACAAACCGGCGUCACCUGCCAGGAGGAUGUGAACGAAUGUGAAGUUGGUUCCCCGUGCUACCAUAGAGGACAUUGCCGCAAUACAUUUGGAAGCUGGGACUCCAUGUGUGGACGGAACCAAAACUGUAGAAGAAGAGGUAAAGGUUUAAAAUGUAUGUGUACAACUGGCUGGGAAGGGGAAAAUUGCAUCAAAGAUGUCAAUGAGUGUACAAAAAAUCCAUGCAAAGAUCGCCAGGUUUGCUCUAAUACUGAAGGAUCUUUUACGUGCGCAUGUGAAGACGGAAGAAAGAAACUGAUGUUGGUUAUAGCAGCAAGUGUUGGCUCGUUUUUGUUUCUGCUCUUUCUUGCUUACGUCAUUUACGCAGCAAAAAAGAAAUGUAAAAGAAAGGUCGGUCAAAAUCAAGAUCAAGUACUAGAUGCACGGGUAGAACAGAGAGAGGAAAUAAGUGUUUCUCACGUGACAAGACUUGGUUUUGUGUAUCCAAAAGACAAACCAGCGGUUAACGCUCAAGGAAGUAUUUGCCACAGCGAAUGUCAUGCAAUGUGGGAAUAUCACAUGCUACAACAAAGCAAUGUUCUUCAGACGGAAAAACGUGUCAGUGCAGUCGCGGUUAUAAGGUGUUACUGUUUACCAGGCUGGGCGAAUGGUCCAUUGAACCACUGCGAAAUUAAAAAUACCAUGAAUAAUAGAAAAUGUAUCACAGGAUGGUUCGGAAAUGUAUGUGAAAACAAUUGUCAGAAUGAUUCUUCGUGCGGACAGAAUCAAGUAUGCAAAAGACACGGCCGUGGGCAUAUUUGUGUGUGUAAAGAUGUGUUUGAAGAAAUCAAAUGCAAUAAGGAAGUCAGGGCUUGCAAUGGAAGUCACUGUAGAGGUUUAACUGAAUGCCAAAACACCAAGCGUUUAUCCAUAUGCAUUUGUCCUGUCGGUCGUCAAGGUCCAUCCUGUUCUGAUGACGUAAAUGAAUGCCUUGAAAAUCCAUGCAAGAAUUCUGGAGCAUGUUUAAAUACAAAUGGAUCCUACUCUUGUAACUGCACAAAAGGAUGGACGGGCAGCAAUUGUGAGGAAGAUGUUGAUGAAUGUUCAUGUCAGCCAUGUGAAGCUUCCUUGGUUUGUCAUAACAAACAUGGAUCGUUUUCUUGCGAUGUUCCCAAGAACGUUGAUAUUAAUGGGAUAAAUACAGGAGAAAUAGUUGGGGCAAGCCUGGGUGGACUACUGUUAUUACUUCUUAUCCUUUUGAUUAUCACAAUGAGAGAAAAAUGGUGUUAUUGUUUACAAGGCUGGGAAAAUGGCCCAUUGAAACAUUGUGAGGAGAAAACCAGCAGUGAUAGAAAAUGUAUCACAGGAUGGUUCGGCGACUUAUGUGAAAACAAUUGUCAUAAUGAUUCUUCGUGCGGACAGAAUCAAGUAUGUAAGAAAUAUGGACGUGGGAAUAUUUGUGUGUGUAAAGAUGGGUUUGAAGAAAUCAAAUGCAACAAGGAAGUCACCAAUUGCAAUGGAAGUCACUGUAGAGGUUUAACUGAAUGCCAAAACACCAAGCGUUUAUCCAUAUGUAUUUGUCCUGUCGGUCGUCGAGGUCCAUCCUGUUCUGAUGACGUAAAUGAAUGCCUUGAAAAUCCAUGCAAGAAUUCUGGAGCAUGUAUAAAUACAAAUGGAUCCCACUCUUGUAACUGCACAAAAGAAUGGACGGGCAACAAUUGUGAGGAAGAUGUUGAUGAAUGUUCAAGUCAGCCAUGUGAAGCUUCCUUGGCAGUAAACCUUCAGACCGCCGCACCGAAUGUGACGCAGUGUGGCGAUUUUACCUGUUUACAUAACUCCAUGUGUUCUGAUGAUGGAACAAAAUGUCAAUGUCACCGUGGAUACACAGGUAUUAAUUGUGAACAGGAUUUAGACAAAUGCGAAUAUGGAGGAGACCCGUGUUUCCACAGAGGAUAUUGUCACAAUACAGUUGGAAGUUACAGAUGUACUUGUGUAAAAGGAUGGGAAAAUGGCAAGGACAUUCAUUGCGAAAUCCCAAAUAUAUUAGAUGAGCAUUUAAGAAACUGUGUUCCGGGGUGGAUUGGUGACAAAUGCCAGCAUCAAUGUCUAAACAGUACCAUGUGCGAACUGACCCAAAUAUGCAAGAGACAUGGCAGAGGAAAUCAAUGCUUGUGUAAACAUGAAUUCGUUAAAGUCUGCAAGACAAACGAAAAUGAUUGCAAACGAAACAAGAUUGGUUCUUUUGUAUGCACAUGUCCUACCGGAUGGCAAGGUCCUACAUGUUCUGACGAUAUUGAUGAAUGUUCGAAAAAUCCGUGCAAGAAUUCAGGUGUUUGCACAAAUACAAAAGGGUCAUAUUCGUGUACAUGUGACAAUGGAUGGGCGGGUAAACAUUGCGGGGAGGAUAUAGAUGAGUGCGCUAAUCAACCGUGUAAUGAUUCCUUGAUUUGCCAUAAUAAGCCAGGCACGUUUUCUUGCGAUGCCCCAUUUGAAACAAAACGAGUUGACCUAGGUGAACUGAGCAUGAGUGAGAUUAUGGUCAUAUGUCUUGGUGCAUUAUUGUUUCUUCUCCUUAUGAUUUGCGUCGUUAUCACCAUAAGGAAUAGAUGUAAACAGAAGAAAGGAAAUCGCAAGAGAGGUGUGGCUGUACUACCAGAAAAAAGAAAAAUUUCGACAAAAGAUAUUAGACCCCACCAAGUUGUCCGUGAGGGCUUUGUGCACAAGCAAAAUAAACCUGCUGUUCAGAGACAAGUUCUUGACUUUUAAAAAAACAUUUUAGUUUUGUUUUAUAUAUAUCGUGUAAUAUUUUUGUUAAAUAAACUAAACUAUAUAGUCUUUGCUACCAGAUUUGAGUCGGGCUUGCUAGCGCUUUCAAGUCUGGAAAAAUUGCCUUGCACGAUUGGAACUAUUAUUUUGUACGCUAUUGGUGGUAGACAAAAAUGAAAUUGUUUAUCGUACCAUACCUUAGAUUGAUAAUGGACUCUUUCAGAAUGUAAUUUGGACAAGUCCAGUAAGUAAAUUCAGUAGGGUAUGAAUUAUUAUAUCGUCUAAAUUUAUCGCUUAGUUUUAUUUUAUGAUUUAGUAAUGUCAGAAAUCUUAUAUAAAAUAUUUUCUCAAUAAACCGGUGAAACCCGUU
Messenger RNA from Ruditapes philippinarum (Manila clam), 4114 nucleotides. RefSeq names its product neurogenic locus notch homolog protein 1-like. Gene Ontology annotation, biological process: establishment or maintenance of epithelial cell apical/basal polarity; heterophilic cell-cell adhesion. Gene Ontology annotation, molecular function: calcium ion binding. The transcript is spliced from 23 exons. The coding region runs from base 1 to 3744 and encodes 1247 amino acids. The record is from RefSeq and is a predicted model, not a curated record. Gene Ontology annotation, cellular component: protein-containing complex; plasma membrane. Lineage: Eukaryota; Metazoa; Mollusca; Bivalvia; Venerida; Veneridae.